Ceratina calcarata is the source of this 6143-nucleotide messenger RNA. Its product is annotated as signal-induced proliferation-associated 1-like protein 1. Gene Ontology annotation, biological process: regulation of small GTPase mediated signal transduction. Gene Ontology annotation, molecular function: protein binding; GTPase activator activity. NCBI's taxonomy places the organism in Eukaryota, Metazoa, Arthropoda, Insecta, Hymenoptera, Apidae. Gene Ontology annotation, cellular component: cytoplasm. The transcript is spliced from 14 exons. The record is from RefSeq and is a predicted model, not a curated record. The coding region runs from base 812 to 5476 and encodes 1554 amino acids.
AAAGCGAACUCCAGUCGUUGUGCGGCGCGCAACCUGUUAGCAUCGCGAUCUUAACGUUUUUUGUGUACGAUCAUUUCUCUGUUCGCCAUCGGGCACGAUUUACCGAGCAAACGUCACGCGUGAUCGCAGAUCCGAUCUCAUCCACCUCCGAUCUUCGGCCUUCCAUCGAAGGCGCAUUAAAAAUUGGUGAUAUCAGCUCAGGGAAGGUAGUCACGCUGACUCCGGGUUGACGAACCUUUUGAAAGAGGCGGACACGUCGCGUCGGUUCCGUGAAAAUGCAACGCCUCGUUCGAUUAACAUGCAAUAUACCUGAGGAGCACGCGUACGUCACGUAACGUGGUACGCCGUGUAAAAAUUCUCGCUGUUCGCCAGUAGAAAGGAGAACGAUCGAAAAAAAGAUCUAGGUGUGUAAUUGAAACGACGCGACGCGAACCGAGUCGACGACGACUUCGGCACUGGUCAAGCUCGAUCGACGGAAUCGUGUUUCAAUCUCGAGUCAGGCGAUUUUAAUGCGCGAAGCGUAGAUCGCGCAGUGGAUCGCCGAGCGAGGCACGUCGCGAGUGCGCGAUCGAUGCUCGAUCGUACGGAUAAACUCGUUCGUCGUCAGUGAUUCUGUGCGAGGAGGAUCUGUUCCGAGAAGAAGCAACGCGAGCACCCUGGAUACUUGGUGCGUUGGUGACCGAUACGAUUCGUUUUGUGUAGCUAGUUUGAUCCGGAAGCCGCUAUAUUGGAGAAGAAGCGAGAGAGCGGCGUGCCGCUCUUCUGUGUACCGCGGCAGAGGCGAUCGUCGCAGCCCGAAAAUAAUGAAGAGAUGAUCGCAAGCUUACCGAUACACAGUGGCGGCGGUGGCGGAGGAGGCAGCAGCGGAGGGCCGAGUAGUCGCGUGGCUCGAGGACUGGCCCUUCACAGGUCGAACUCCAGCCUGGAGCUUCCUCACAGUCCGGAUCCGGCGUCUCGCGUUCCGGACACUCCCCUCAGAAGGGAGUAUGGAUCCCAUGGUAGCAUCGACGUGGUAGCCCAGUCGGGAUCGGUCGGGGAGAACCUGUUUGCGAAGCAUCAGGAUUUGAGGCCUGGGGUGCCUUCGUCGGCGGAUCAACGGAAUUCCGUCGGCGUUGAGUACCUGAGACGCGUAGCGGAUGGUCAGGCCGUUGACGUGGACGAGGUUGUCUGCGAUACGACGGGUAACUCGAGUCCGAAGCUGCGAUUGAAGCUGCACAGGUUGUGGGGCGCCAAGACGACGCCGUCUAGGCCGAUGGAGGAGAGCUGCUCGAGUCCCGUCGUCUCGGCCGAUGUCGAGGAGAGGCAUAGGAGACGGGCGUUCGCGCACUACGAUUGCCAAUCUCUGACGGCGAAUCUUGGCUAUGCAGCUAAGCUUAGGGGCAUUUUACUAGCGAGGAGAAGAAACACGGCGACCGGCGCUUCGGCCGCGAGUUCGUUCAGAGCAUCUACCCCUGAUGAGACGCCGGAAGAAGACGCAGGAGAUGGGAAAGGUGUAGGUAACGAUUUACUGGAAUCGUGCCCUUUCUUCCGAAACGAGAUCGGAGGGGAGGGUGAACGGGAAGUGGGCCUCACUCGGUGCUCCCAAGGCAACGGGGUUCACAGACCCUCCCUAUCGUACGGAGUCGCGGUUUUGGAACCGGCCCCCGGUGAAACAUCGUGGAAGCAUACUUGUCCCCUGCAGAAACGACCGCUUCCCAUCGAAAGCGUCGACGAAGGCGCUCAUUAUUACAGACGAUAUUUUCUCGGCCGAGAACAUCAAAAUUGGUUCGGCAUGGACGAGCAGCUAGGUCCGGUCGCUAUCAGUAUUCGAAAAGAUACGAAUCAAUAUAGGAUAAUAAUUCGCACCUCGGAAUUAUUGACGCUCCGUGGUUCUGUGCCAGAGGAGGCUCUCGGCGGUAUCAGGCCACAGGGCCGGCUCCCGACCAGAGAAUUGUUGGAAUUGGUCGCGCCAGAGGUUCAACUUGGCUGUCUCCGAUUAGGUACUCCCGCUGCCGAAGAAGCUCUGGCCAGACUGGAUGAACAAGGACUCUCCAGUAGAUACAAGGUCGGCGUUCUCUACUGUAGGUCUGGUCAGAGAACCGAAGAGGAAAUGUACAACAAUCAGCACGCCGGGCCUGCUUUUCUCGAGUUUCUCGACACCAUUGGCCAAAGAAUAAGACUGCGAGGGUUCGACGGUUACAAGGCUGGUUUAGACACGAGGACCGAUUCGACGGGUACUCACGCGGUCUCUGCGACACAUCGAGGAUCGGAAGUCACUUUUCACGUGUCCACGAUGUUACCGUUCACGCCGAACAACAGGCAACAGCUGCUCAGGAAGAGGCACAUCGGAAACGACAUAGUGACCAUCGUCUUUCAGGAGCCUGGCGCAUUACCCUUCAGUCCGCGGAGGAUACGCUCUCAGUUUCAGCACGUAUUCAUCGUGGUCAGAGCCAUCGAUCCGUGUUCCGACAACACACGGUACAGCAUCGCGGUCUCUAGAAGCAAGGAGGUACCGAUUUUCGGACCGCCCGUACCACCGGGCGCUACGUUCAACAAGGGAAAAGCAUUCGCCGACUUCAUCUUGGCGAAAGUAAUAAACGCGGAAAACGCGGCGCACAGAUCUGAAAAGUUCGCGACCAUGGCAACCAGGACGAGGCAAGAGUACUUGAAGGACCUCGCUAGUAAUUAUUCUUCCACUACUGUGGUCGACACCGGACAAAAAUUUUCUAUGCUGUCGUUCAGCAGCAAGAAGAAGACGGCGGUGCGACCGAGACUAUCUUGCGACGCGUCGCAACGCGGUGCGAUAUGCUGGCAAGUGAUAUUGGAGGACAGCAAUCAGAAUACAGACUGCUACUUAGGCAUAAGCGUAGACACGAUCGUCCUGAUCGAGGAACAUUCCAGGCAAAUCGUAUUUGCCACUGCUUGCGUAAGCGUACUCGGUUGGCACGCGCAGACAAACAGCUUGAGAUUGUACUAUCAUCAGGGAGAAUGUAUCACGAUCCACGUGCGCGGUGAUUACGGAGAAAGGGACGAGCUGAUGGAGAUAGUGGCUCGUCUGCGUGCCGUGACUACGGGAGCGCCCGCGACUGAGCUUUCCUUGAAGAGGAACAGCCUUGGACAGCUAGGUUUCCACGUGCAGCCGGACGGAGUGGUGACCCAGGUCGAAAGUAUGGGACUCUCCUGGCAAGCGGGUUUGAGACAAGGUUCCAGACUCGUCGAAAUUUGCAAGGUGGCCGUGUCUACCUUGAGCCACGAUCAGAUGGUAGACUUACUGAAGACGAGCGCUCAGGUCACUGUCACCGUAAUACCACCGAACAACGAUAGCAACGCCAGAAGAGGUUGCACGCUGCAGAAUUGUCAGUACUUGUCGAACAGCUACGAAGGGGAUUACGAGAACGUCACGAGUCCCGACAACCCACCCGGUCAGCAAACCGCGAUGUCUCAUCAGAGACGAUACGAGAGAUCGUUCAGUCCGCCCCGAUCGAGCAACAGUUCCGGUUAUGGAACGGGAUCUAGUUCUAGGUCGUUCAACGACCCGCGGUUCCCUAUGGAGGGCACGAUGACGAGCAGCAGCAGCGGGCACAGCAGCAACGAUGAUCGCUGGUACGAGUUAUUGGAGCCACAGGAUCAGGAGGGUAACGGUGGCGGUACUCCUCCGCCUCCGCUGCCAGCGAGGCAGUCCUAUCAGAUGAUCAAGUCUAGCUCUCAGAAGAAGGAGAAGGAGUCGCAUUACGCCAGCGCGAAGCAAUUCGCGGAGAACUCGAAGCAUCACGGGCAGCACGAUCAUUACGCGAAAGAGAGCAACUACGUGUCGCCAAAGUCUCUACAGGAGAGCGCGAGACAUGAGAAUUAUCAGAGGCACGUGGAGAAUACUCACCGGGGCCAAGAUCACGUUCCAUCGAAUUACGUGAAGCUACAGAAAGAGAAGUACGAGAUCAAGCAGGAAAAUCUCUACGCGUCACAAAGGGAAUUGCAUAAGAACGUCGAGGGACACUACGUUUCUCAUCAAAAACUGACCACCUCCAACUCGUUGCCGUUGCCGCAGAACGCGACUUACAGUCUCCCAAAGUCCGGAAGUAACAAUAACGUCGGUAGAUGCAACGACCACGAGUAUGACUACGAAUACGAAUACGAUUACGAGGGGAAACCGGAAAGAAAUUCCAAGUACCAGCCACAAGAGGAGAAGAUCUUGGAUCGUGCAACAUGUAAAUACGAGCCGGACGCGAGAGGCCAUGAGAAGAGAACGAUCAACUACGAGUACGCCGAGGAAGUAUACGAGAGGAGGAACAGCAAGUACGAUAUGGAUAUGGCGAAGUACGACAUCGAGUGUCAACAGCAGGUGAAUGAGAGGAAACACGCGGACACUGCGGAACAGAAUCGGGAAUCGAUCAGGUACGAACUGCCGCACGACUUCAAAGUCGGCGAGAAAGUCACUUGUUUGAAGACUACCAUCACUGAGAGGCCCGUUCCUCAUAAGAUAAACGUCGAGUAUCGUCAAACGAAAGAUUACACCGCGAGUCUACCGCCGGAAGUGAGAAUUGGAGACGCGGGAGUCAACUGCCCGGAAGUAGGGAUGCUGCCGAGCGAGGACGAAUUGUCGAACGGAUCUGGAAGCGUGUCACCUAGGCUGAGAAGAGUGAACAAGCACAGGACUGGAAAUCUGACUCCUUCCAGCGGUAGCUCGAGGAACCAAAGCCCCAGACCGAAAACGGGAGUAAGAAACUCUCACAGGAACUCGGCGAAUCUGACCUCAAGUACGCUUCAAGAGGAUCUUAUGAAGCUGAUCAAUCCUGAUUAUAUUGCUGAUGAUGAUCAGAUAACGAACAACAACGUUCCUGUGACCGGGAACACAUUGAUCGGUAAUCAAAAUGCGAACAAGAUUAACAACAAUAUACUCGAGAUUCAGAACAGAUGUAGAUCGAGAGAGAAUCUGUGUGGUAAUGGCGGGAACGCGUUGACCGUUCUACCUGCGAACGGGCAAGAAAACGGAAAUGGGAACGGGUCGGAAGUGAUCCUGACGAUGGCCAGGCCGGCCACGGUGAUCUCGAACGCGAGCACCGCGUCGAGUCCUGCGCCGAGCGAGAACAAACUCUCAAAGGAAGAGAGAUUGUCACCGCGCGUUACCAAACCUCCGCAUUCGAUUUCCAAAGCGCCGAACAACUCGUCUUCCGUCAAAGACCCGAAAAAUCUUAACGACACGGACGUGGAUCGUUGGCAGAAUCACCACAUCGAUCCUCGAUCGAAGCAGCACGGGCAAGAAUGGUCCGACGACAGACUUAUCGAUGGAUGCAAUACCAUUGCAAAUUCCGUACUACAGUCUCAUUUAUCGACCCUCGAGCAGCGAGUGGCCAGAGAAACGCGUCGGAGGCUUUCCCUGGAGGACGAGGUGCGUCGCCUGCGAGACGAAAAUCGUCGCCUUCAGGACGAGAGCCACGCGGCCGCGCAGCAACUUCGCCGCUUCACCGAAUGGUUCUUUCAAACGAUAGAUCAUCAGUAAUUAACCGUACCGUUUAUUUUGCUUAUUUCAUUCGACGAUCGUGCCAGAAUCCAGAAAUCGUGAUCGUCCAUCUGCGCGGUAAGAACAGUAUUAAUUUCACACUUCGUACGUCGACCGUGUAUUUUAAAGAAUAAGAUGCGAACCGACGGUAUCUCGAGGCGGCUCGCGCCUAUGUUUUUGUAUACGUAGACACUGUUUUGUAUCAUAAAGAUUGGUAUAGUUGUAAAGAUACGAUGUAAGUUACCAUCGCGUAGCUGAUCGUUGACGAUGCGCAUCGUUAAAGAUAGCACGUCGAUCACCUUCGUCGAUUAUCUUUUAAUUCGAAAAGGACCAAAUAUUACUAUAUAGUUGCUUAAGAAUCACCUUAAUUCUAAUUCAUUCGUAAUUUAUUACGUGUUCUUUGUAUUGUUAAUUAAUUAGAUUAAGAGUUAAGCGAAACGGCAGGGAUCAUUUCGUGCGUGCGUCGAGUCGUUCCUCCGCGCACGAAACGCAAUGCCGAUGGUUCGCCUCGACCGAUUUCAAGUCGUUACUGUGAGGCUUACGCGUUCGUUAAUCGCAAGAAUUAUUUUAUUUUAUUUUAUUCGUAAACCAUACACGCAUUACGUCGAUGAAAAACUUUGUAAAUUGAUAAAAUGAGUCGAUAAUAAAAUGAGAUGCACACCACAGG